AUGUCGGACGGUCGAGAGAAUAACCCCGUCAUGUUCAUACUCCCUUGCCUUGGGGUACUGGUCCCCCUUCCGUUCGUUAUCGCGACGCACCCGCCGGCUGCCAUCCGCGCCGCCAUUUUGGCCGCGCAGGUAUGGAUGGCCUGGUGGGUAACCGGCACAUACACAAUCUCCCUUGGCGAUCCUAUGAUGGACUACGCCAUCGCUUGCUUCUUGUACUCUCUACCUCUCAUGCACUGCCUGCACUUCUACUUCUUCACCGACGCGCUGACGGACGGGACGCGGCACGUAUACGAUAAGCAAGCCGCCAAAGACAUGCCUUUCUGGCAGCGCGUCUGGUGGGCGACUUGUCUCGCGAGUGCCGUACGCGGGGUAGGAUGGAAUUACGAGAUUGCCAACCUCCCGCCGAUCCCAAAGAGCCGAUCCCGCAGCGAGUUCUUCGCCGGCGCGCUGCGUGAUAUGGCCCUCUUCCUCUUCCUCGCCGACCUCGUCGAUAUCUAUGUGACGAGCAACCCGGUCAUGUCGACCCGCGCAGCGGAAGGGCUGUCCAUCCGCACGCAGGGCUUCGUCUUCCAAAGCUUGACGGCGAUCUUCUGGGCGAUAAACGUGUGGUCGAAUUUCCAGAUUGUCUAUUGUUUGGCUGCCAUGCUCUUUGUGGGCGCCGGGUGGUCGGAGCCGCGGUUCUGGCCUCGUAUGUGUGGAAGCUGGGCCGACGCCUACACUGUUCGACGGACGUGGGGACGUGUUUGGCAUCAGCUAUUCCGUCGCUUCGUCUCAUGCUUCGGCAAGACCGCCGCACGGUCGUUGGGAUAUGCGCCCGGGACCUUCGCCUCGCGCUACACCCAGCUCUUUGUCGGCUUCCUUGCCUCGGGCAUGAUCCACAACUGGGGCGACCGCAUGAUCGGGCAGACCUUCGGACGCUCGACCGUCUUCUUCCUCGCGCAGGUCAUCGCGAUUAUGCUCGAGGACCACAUCAUUGCGCUCGCGCGGGAGGCGGGUGUGAAGGAGGGCAAGGCGACGCGCGCGCUGGGGUACGCGUGGACGGUGCUGUGGUUCUCCGUCAGCGUGCCGUUCUUGAUGGACGUGAUGACGGACGCGGGGAGGCCGAGGAGCGCUGCGCUGCCGAGCUCGCCGAUUAAGACGCUCUGGUGGGCAGCGGGGCUGGAGGGCUCAAUCUCAAUUCCGUGGCCGGAGGCGGGGAAUGCUACGGUGGUGUAUUGA
Molecule: messenger RNA, 1218 nt
Organism: Schizophyllum commune H4-8
Lineage: Eukaryota; Fungi; Basidiomycota; Agaricomycetes; Agaricales; Schizophyllaceae
Exons: 4
Coding region: 1-1218 (405 amino acids)
Biological process (GO): lipid metabolic process
Source: RefSeq, a predicted model, not a curated record